AUGACGACCACCGCGUUCUCCAAAAUGGUCACCCGGUUCCUACUGCUCCUGGUGUGCCUCGUCGCCGCGUGCAACGGUGUGCCAGUGACAGAGGAGUCCGACGAUGCCACCACGGUUAAACCGGUCAUUGGCAAUUCGAUCGUCACCGACGAGCCCGAAAUUCAGGGUCACUCGAUGGACGACAUUCUGCCGGGAACGAAGGCGCCCCUUAAUCCGGUGAUAUUCGUGGACGUUCCCGAGCACACGGAAACGGAACUCGGCUCGUCGGUGCUUCUUGCAUGCAGAACCUCUAAUCCUGUGGCCGAGUGCCAAUGGUCCUGGCAGCCAUUACCGCCAGUUCAUCUGCCGCUUCCGGACAUCAGUGAAAGCCCAGCGACCACCACGGUCUCGGUGAUUCAGACGACAACUACGCCGACUACCAAUCCGUUGCCGGUACGACAAUUUCCUGCCUUCGGGAACAAUAGCAACGACUGUUCCGUAAGAUUCUCGAGUACGAAGCACGAGCAGACCGGAUACUGGACCUGCGCCGCGAGAACUUCCACGAAUGAUCCUUUCACCAGUACAGAACCUGCCAAGCUGAGCAUCGUCAAUGAGAAACAAGGUCACCUGGUGGCGUUUGCAAAAUAUGAUAACGUCGUCGAGGUACCAGCAGGAUCCUCGGCGCAAAUAAUGUGCCAGAUGAAGUCACCCGUCCGUGAGUGUCAAUGGUCCUGGCGGCAAUUGAACCAAUCGCAACCGUGGAAUCUCGAGGUGAAACGGUUCCCGGCUUUUGGUAACGACAGCACGGACUGCAGCAUCAAGUUCAAGAAUGUGUUGCCUGAGCAAGAGGGAUAUUGGACAUGCGGCGCGAGGAUAAAUCCGAACUCCUCAUUCACGCAGUCGAAUCCCAUUCGAUUUCUGAUAUCGGAAGUCGAGUUUGUUCAACUGUCCAGAGGAAUUCAAGUAGCCCCCAGUGAAUCGGUACUGCUCAGAUGCCUGGUGAACAAGCCGGUGGUACAAUGCGAAUGGUCCUGGAAGGCCUCGAACUCCAGCCAAGAGCCUUUGUUGGUGAAGAAGUUCAAUCCCAACAAAGACGCCGACCACGACUGUUCGGUACGCUUCAAGAACAUUCUGUACGAGGAAGAAGGCCUAUGGACUUGCGGCGUACGAUUAUCGCCGGAAGGAAUUCUUCACGAGGCGCCUCCAGCGACGGUCAGCCUCCUACCAACAGCCAAAGUCAGCUUCGUUGAAAUGCCAACGGACACUUCCGCGCCGAUUGGUACGGAGGCCACGUUGAAAUGCAUAACGAGCAGCCGCGUCGAGAAAUGUACGUGGACCUGGAAACCGCUUCACGGAAACGAGCCAGAAGUCGUUGCUCAGGAAUUCCCGAGCAACGGCGACCUUGGUAGAGAUUGCUCGCUCGCUCUGCCGCGCGUGCAAGCCGAAAAACAAGGUCAGUGGGCCUGCCAGGUGUCGAUCAGUUCUCUCAACACGGUCCUGUCGUCCCCCUACGCCAAGCUCACUGUUUUUGAACAAGACGAGGUCAAGUUCUCGGAGCUGUCGCAGGACAUCCAAAUAUCAUCCGGUGGUACCGUUCUCCUUCGUUGCGUGACCUCCUCCGCGGUAGAACAGUGCCGUUGGUCCUUGACGCCGGUGAACUCGAACACCACAGUGGUGGUAAAGCAAUUCCCAGCAGUUGGAACCGAGGCGAGGGACUGCAGCGUACGGCUGACCCACGCUCUCGCCGAACAGGAAGGUCUCUGGACCUGCGGCGCGAGGAUACGCGGCAGACAAAAUUACACGGACGCGCCGCCCGCGAAGCUGAGCCUCCUGGAACCAGAACCAGUGACUGUGGCGCUGUGGGCUGUGCCCCAUCAAAUAGUCACGCUAGCGUGUAAAGUGAAAACAGUGCUAUCGGAAGUGCAAUGCCACUGGAUUCAUGCGCCAAAGAUCCACAUUUAUCAAAACACGAGCGGCACCAGAAGGCAUAGCAUUCAGAUGAACUAUGGUACAGGGAUAUGCACCUUACAAUUCAAACCCGAUCAUUCAGAUUUGGGUCAGUGGUUGUGUAAGUUCACAGUAGCCAACGAGUAUGGCGACGAAGAAUUGGGCAGUGCGUCUGUUGUUCUGCUGAAUAGCUUAAGUGAUGAAAAGUUGGGAUGGAUAGUAGGCGCCUUGACAGCUGUGAUUCUGUUCUUAAUGAUAAUUGUAGUGGUAUUGGUAGUCUGUAAGGCGCGCCUCUUUGUCCGGAAGUCACCGCGAAUUUUAGAAACCGUGCCACAAUCAGAGAAAAAACAGAUUUCACGACUGAACGGGGAACGGUAUUCCCAAAAUCCAACGAAAAACCAGGAUAUAGAAAUUACUGAUCAUAAUUCGGAUGCGCAGAAUGUAUUGAGUAUUGAUCACAUUAUUCCUGACAGAAGUCACCAUCUGAGAAAUUUGUCUAAAGUGUGUGACAAAGUUCAUAUGUGA
Dufourea novaeangliae is the source of this 2451-nucleotide messenger RNA. RefSeq lists its product as uncharacterized. The transcript has 10 exons. The coding region runs from base 1 to 2451 and encodes 816 amino acids. The record is from RefSeq and is a predicted model, not a curated record. Lineage: Eukaryota; Metazoa; Arthropoda; Insecta; Hymenoptera; Halictidae.